This is a messenger RNA of Echinops telfairi (small Madagascar hedgehog), 564 nucleotides long. RefSeq names its product interferon beta 1 (gene IFNB1). The transcript has a single exon. Gene Ontology annotation, biological process: cytokine-mediated signaling pathway; humoral immune response; B cell proliferation. The record is from RefSeq and is a predicted model, not a curated record. Lineage: Eukaryota; Metazoa; Chordata; Mammalia; Afrosoricida; Tenrecidae. Gene Ontology annotation, cellular component: extracellular region. The coding region runs from base 1 to 564 and encodes 187 amino acids. Gene Ontology annotation, molecular function: cytokine activity; type I interferon receptor binding.
AUGACCACCAGGGGCAUCCUCCACAUGGCUCUCCUGCUAUGCUUCUCCACCACGGCUCUCUCCAGGAGCUACAACCUGCUUCACUUCCAACAAAGGAGCAGCAAGCUGGUGUGCCAGAAGCUCCUGCAACAGUUGAAUGGGACCCUUGAAGCUUGCCUCAAGGACAGGGUGAACUUCAAGAUCCCCGAGGAGAUUAAACAACCACAGCACUUCCAGAAGGAGGAUGCCACAUUGGUCAUCUACGAGAUGGUGCAGCAGAUCUUUGGGAUUUUAAGAAGGAAGGUCUCCAAUACUGGGUGGAAUGAGACCAUCAUCGAGAACCUUCUAAGUGAGCUCUAUCAGCAGAUGGACCAUCUGGAAACCAUCCUGGAGGAAGAUCUGGAGGAAGAGAACGCCAGCAGGGGCACCAUGCGGACCAUUCUGCACCUGAAGGGCUAUUACUUCAGAAUCCUCCGGUAUCUGAGAGCCAAGGACUUCAGCAGCUGCGCCUGGACAAUCGUCCGGAUAGAACUCCUCAGGAACUUUUCUUUUAUUGGCAGACUUACUGAUUGCCUCCAUGAAUGA